GGGCUUAAACACAGUUACCAGCUACACAUGCACCAGUUCAUUUUCCGAAAACCUAAUUACAAAGCUCUUUUCAAAUUCAACGUUAUUCUGGGACACAACAAUGUUUCAUUCUUCUUCUUCGAUGUUGUUGAGGUCUGUUUUUCGUGUUUCUGUUCCCAAAAAGUUUCAUCCUUUUCAAUUUCCAGAAAACACCCAUUUCUAUUUCAUUCAUUCUUUUUCAACUUCAACCACAUUCCAUAAUAACAAUGAUGUUGUUGAUGCUGUUUCUUUGUUCAAUUGCUUGCUUCGUCAGAAUCCCACUCCUCCCGACAUGGAAUUCGGUCAGAUUUUAGGUUCCCUUGUCAAAUCCAAACAUUACCACACUGUUCUUUCCCUUUUUCAAAAAAUGGAAUAUAGAGGAAUUAAACCUAACUUCGUCAAUUUCAACAUCCUCAUCAAUUGUUUCUGUCAAUUGGGUCUCAUCCCUUUUGCUUUCUCUGUUUUAGCAAAGAUUCUCAAAAUGGGUUAUGAGCCAGAUACCAUAACAUUGAAUACAUUCAUUAAGGGUUUCUGUCUCAAAGGUCAGAUCCAUCAAGCAUUGAACUUUCAUGACAAGCUGGUAGCGCUUGGAUUUCAUUUGGACCAAGUUAGUUAUGGAACCUUGAUUAAUGGCUUGUGUAAGGUAGGAGAAACAAGAGCAGCCCUUGAAUUGCUACGACGAGUUGAUGGAAAAUUGGUUCAGCUUGAUGUGGUAAUGUACAGUACGAUUAUUGAUAGUAUGUGUAAAGAUAAAAAUGUUAAUGAUGCUUUUGAUUUAUAUUCUGAAAUGGUUUCUAGGAGAAUUUCUUCCAAUAUUGUCACUUAUAGUGCUUUAAUUAGUGGCUUUUGCAUUGUUGGUAAAUUGAAAGAUGCAAUUGGUUUGUUCAAUAAAAUGACAUCGGAAAACAUCAACCCUGAUGUGUAUACUUUUAAUAUAUUGGUUGAUGCAUUUUGUAAGGAAGGAAGGGUGAAAGAAGCUAAAAAUGGGUUAGCUAUGAUGAUGAAACAAGGCAUUAAACCUGACAUUGUUACUUAUAACUCUUUAAUGGAUGGAUAUUGUCUGGUAAAUGAAGUGAACAUGGCCAAGAGUAUAUUAAACACUAUGUCUCAUAGGGGAGUGACUGCUACUGUUCGGAGCUACAAUAUUGUGAUUAAUGGAUUUUGUAAGAUUAAAAUGGUGGAUCAAGCCAUGAAACUUUUCAAAGAAAUGCAUCACAAACAAAUUUUUCCUAAUGUGAUAACUUAUAAUUCCCUUAUUGAUGGAUUGUGCAAAUCUGGAAGAAUAUCAUAUGCUUUGGAACUUAUCGAUUUGAUGCAUGAUCGAGGGCAACAACCUGAUAUAAUCACGUACAGUUCUAUAUUGGAUGCCUUAUGCAAAAACCAUCUGGUUGACAAGGCAAUUGCAUUAUUAAUAAAAUUGAAAGACCAGGGUAUUCGACCAAAUAUGUACACAUACACUAUUCUUAUUGAUGGAUUGUGUAAAGGUGGAAGACUAGAGGAUGCACGGAAUAUUUUUGAGGAUCUUUUGGUCAAAGGCUAUAAUCUAACCGUCAACACAUAUACUGUUAUGAUUCAAGGGUUUUGUAGCCAUGGCUUGUUUGAUGAAGCAUUGUCUUUGUUGUCAAAAAUGAAAGACAAUAGUUGCAUUCCAGACGCCAUUACUUAUGAAAUAAUCAUCUGUUCUCUGUUUGAUAAAGAUGAAAAUGAUAAGGCGGAGAAACUUCUUCGUGAAAUGAUUACAAGAGGUCUAUUGUAAGACUGAAACUAGGUUGCAGGAAUUUCGGAAUCUGCAUGAUGUGUACUUUUUAGAUGCUUGCCUCUAGGGAAAGGUGAAGAGAAGUAAUGAAAGGCUAAUAGUGAUCUGUAAAGUCUAGGGAGGACUGGUUUUCCCCCCUCCAAUUCCUUAUGAGAUGCUAGUAUUUUGGAAUUAACAUUAUACAUUGUAGAAGAUAUCAUUAUUUAUUUUUACACAAUUUUCUAGUAUGUGAGUACCUAGGGAGGACUGCUUUUCCCCUCUCCAAUACCUUAUGAGAUGCUAGUAUAACUGAACUAUGAUAGGUAGUCACUAGGUAUGAAUGGAUGUGCAUUCUUUGAUUUUUGGGCACUUUUUGCAUUGGUGGGAGAAGGUUCAACAUUAUCUGAGUAUCAUUGCUAUUGAAUACCUCAUUUCCCACAGUUAUGCAAAGUAAUUUUGAUUUAUGAAAGAUAAGGUUGAACA
This is a messenger RNA of Medicago truncatula (barrel medic), 2236 nucleotides long. RefSeq names its product putative pentatricopeptide repeat-containing protein At1g12700, mitochondrial. The record is from RefSeq and is a predicted model, not a curated record. The transcript is spliced from 2 exons. NCBI's taxonomy places the organism in Eukaryota, Viridiplantae, Streptophyta, Magnoliopsida, Fabales, Fabaceae. The coding region runs from base 101 to 1774 and encodes 557 amino acids. Gene Ontology annotation, molecular function: mRNA binding; protein binding.